This is a messenger RNA of Punctularia strigosozonata HHB-11173 SS5, 1028 nucleotides long. RefSeq names its product CRAL/TRIO domain-containing protein. The transcript has 6 exons. The record is from RefSeq and is a predicted model, not a curated record. Gene Ontology annotation, molecular function: phosphatidylinositol transfer activity. NCBI's taxonomy places the organism in Eukaryota, Fungi, Basidiomycota, Agaricomycetes, Corticiales, Punctulariaceae. The coding region runs from base 39 to 980 and encodes 313 amino acids.
GCUACCAAGGGCAAACCUGUUGGCUUUUGACGAACACAAUGGCCACGACUAAUCCGACGAAAAAAAUAAUAUCACGUCCACCACCAGGAACGGUAGUGAAGCCGAUACAUGUUUACUCGGAGGCGCAGCAAGCAGAUAUCGAGGCUCUUAGGGAGUACGCAAACAGUCUACUGCUUCCAAGUACGGACCCAUACUAUGUGUGGGAGUUACGAUGGCUCAACAGAGCUGAUACCAUCCCACGAUAUAUGCGUGCCGCAAAGUGGAAGCUGGAGGACGGCAAGAAGCGUAUCAAGGCUACUCUGGAAUGGCGGAGAGAAUAUAAGCCAGACCUCAUACCCCCAGACGAGGUCAAGGUGGAGGCUGAGACCGGAAAGAUCCUUCUCAACGGAUUCGAUCGGGAUGGGCGACCUAUCAUCUAUAUGCGACCAGCCAAGGAGAACACCGAGACUUCUCCUCGGCAACUACGGCACCUUGUAUGGUGGUUAGAACGCGCUAAGGACCUUAUGCCUCCGGGCCAGGAGUCACUAGUCAUCAUUGUGGACUACCGGGGCACCACAAUGCGCACAAAUCCAUCGAUAUCGGUAGCACGCAAAGUUCUUGUAAUCCUGCAACAGCAUUACGUUGAGACACUGGGCCGAGCCAUUGUCAUGCACCUACCCAUGCUAUUGAACUUUUUCUAUAAGGGGAUCUCGCCGUUCUUGGAUCCUGUCACGAGAGACAAAAUGCGCUUCAACCCCGACAUUUUUGAACUGGUAGCCCCCGAUCAACUCACCGCUGAAUUCGGAGGCGAAUAUGCCUUCGAAUUCGACAAGGACGAGUAUUGGAAUCAGAUCGUCGAGGCAUGCGGCAUAGCGCCGGACGGGACGCGGAUUCAGCGCAAUGAUGCAGGAGCCAGCGAGAAAGAGUUAUCAGAUGUUGAGCCUGAGGAGCUUGACGUUGACACCACUGCGUCACCACCGGCUGUUGAAGUGAUUGCCUAAGUCACGAAGCCAUGCAUUCAGGAUAAUGUUCUAUGCUAGUAUAUAAUG